Moneuplotes crassus is the source of this 1872-nucleotide messenger RNA. The record is from the annotation of a GenBank genome assembly. NCBI's taxonomy places the organism in Eukaryota, Ciliophora, Spirotrichea, Euplotida, Euplotidae.
AUUAAAACCCUUAUUAAAGAUGACUAGUAUGCUUAGAAUCGGAAACAGAAUUGGCUGUGGCUCCUACGGAGAUGUCCAUGAAGCUAUCGACAUCAAAAAGCAGAAAAGAGUUGCAGUAAAAAUCUUCAAAGACUCCUUUGAAGAUGUUCAAAAGUGUAUGGAUCAACCUGAAGUCAAGGUUAUGACAAAAUUAAAGCAUCCAAAUAUCAUGGGGUUAAAAAAGGUAAUAUAUGAACAAAAUAAGCUCUACUUGGUCAUGGAGCUCUGCUCCAUGACCUUGUCAGACCUUCUCACUAAGAAGUUGAAGAACAAGGGAAAAUUGUCAAUAGAAACCAUCCAGAGGUAUAUGAUUGAGAUCGUGCAAGCUGUUCAAUGUUUGCACUCGCAUGGCUACCUUCAUAGGGACUUGAAACCUGACAACAUCUUAAUUUCAGAUAAUGGUUCACUGAAAUUAACUGAUUUUGGCACUAUUAAGAACAUGAAGGAUAAGCUACCAUUCACCAAUUAUGUGUCUACAAGGUGGUAUAGAGCACCGGAAUGAAUCCUUGAAGUCAAGAAAUACGAUGAAAAAUCUGAUGUAUUCGCUCUUGGAUGAAUUUUUGCUGAGAUGUUCAAGAUGAAACCUCUGUUCUGAGGUAGCUCCUCCUCUGACCAACUAAGGAAAUACAUUGAAGCAAUGGGUGACAAACAGAUUAAGAAGUGGAAAGAGGGAAGUAAAUUGAUGAAGAAGUUCUGGGGAAGUAAGUCUAAGGCUUCCUCCAGUAAAUUACAAGAUCUAAUGAUCGGAAUACCUUACAACGCAUUUGAUCUCUUAACCCAAAUGCUGUGCAUCGACCCUUCAAAGAGGAUCAGUUUGGAUAUGGUCCUUAAGCAUUCCUUCUUUGGAGAAAAACCCAGCUUGCUCAAAAGAAACGUAUUUGGCUCGGAUUUGGAAAAAAGAGGCCAUAUUGCCGAGUCUGGUGAAGAGGAGAACAAUAAACUCGAAAACUCCGAGUUAAAAUUUAAACCGAAAAAGAUUAUUAAAAACUAUAUCACCAAAUUGAAAGAUAGAGAAAACCUGAACUUAUCCAUGGUCAAUGAGUGUGAGAAUGAGACCUCAAGAGAGAUGACACCUUACAAGAAAUAUAGGAAGCGUAUUUCCCAAGAGAGAAGUAAAAGCAAGUUCGCCCUCCAGAAAGAACCUACUAUAAGUAUGGAAGAUCAAAUGAUGGUCGGUUUGGCAACUUCUAGGGAAACUAAUAUUCUUUCAGAGAGGAUGAAAGAUAGUUCAGCUUCUUCUUCAGGCCUGAGGAGGAUUUCUAGCCUUCCACGAUUUACUUCUUCUACCAAUGCUAGGAAUUUUAUACCUAGUUCAGAGAAUUGGAGAUCUAAGGACGCCCAAGAAUCGACUUAUAAUUUCCCAAAUGGUGGCAGCCGCUCAAAUCAAUCAAGAUCUAGCUCUAGCGGGGAUGAACUUGAUUUCUUAAAGAAAAAGAUUGAGGAGAAGAAGACAUUGUCUCCACCUAGCUUAAAGGACUACCUUAAUAUUCCCAUCAAGGGACAGUCUAGGAGUUCUAUGAGCAUUAGUAGAGAAACUAACAUUGCCAAAAUCGACAAAUAUUUCCAAGACAUUAACGGAAACAGCAUUUUGAGUACACUGAACUCAUCAAAUGAGCUCUUCUCCAACCUGACAAGAAAGGAUGACUCUCAUAGGAGUUCCAUCGGGAGUACAGGACAUACAGUCCGUGGUAUAAAUGCUGCUAAUCAGGUUAUUUUUGGUACUUCGCACCAAAACUUCCCUGAACAUCCCUCCUUGAGCUUGAAUGAUAAUCAUCGAUAUAAUCAAGGGAGAAAAUACUAAAUAAAGUUACUUUAGUAAUAAUUUAAGUUUCA